Messenger RNA from Scleropages formosus (Asian bonytongue), 3088 nucleotides. Its product is annotated as sushi domain-containing protein 6. The record is from RefSeq and is a predicted model, not a curated record. Lineage: Eukaryota; Metazoa; Chordata; Actinopteri; Osteoglossiformes; Osteoglossidae. Gene Ontology annotation, biological process: DNA damage response. The coding region runs from base 119 to 931 and encodes 270 amino acids. The transcript is spliced from 5 exons.
UCCAUCCUCACCGAGGAGCGCUCCGACCCAGCAGGUUGUGGACUUGAUUCCUACAGCAGCGUUACGUCGAAGCCAGGGAGCGCGCUCUCAUCCCUGUGAGCCGCGCUAUUCCAUCUUGAUGCCAUUGAUCCCGGGGGCCACUAAACAUCUCAGGAAGCCUUUAUUUAUGUCUCCGUGUGGGCCAUCGCUAUGGAAAUUCAUGCCCUCAUCCCUAGGCUGUGUCAUCCUAAUUGUGUUCAUCCUGCCAGACCUUGCCUCAGCCAAGAACUGCAGUCACCCUGUGAUCCCGGAACAUGGAGGGUUCCGCUGUGAGCCGUCGCCCUGCCGUGGCUAUCCUCACAAGACCACCAUCCACUAUUUUUGCGAGCCGGGUUUCUACAUUCCAGGACGCCCCCAUAACUCUCGUUGUCUUCAUGGAAUAUGGACACCCAAUGUGCCCACCUGCAUUCCUAACCCAAAUACAAACAUUAAUGCGGAAGAUGGAGAUAUCCAGCCUCUGCCAAGUGUUGCCACGACAGCCAUUGGCGUAUCCAUCUUUCUGCUUACCACCACAGCCUGCAUGGUGAUCAAGUCGCGCCUCUACCCCUGUCACUCACACAGUAGGCGAUCCUCUGACCAGAUGGACCUCAUGGUGGAUGGAUUGCCCAUCUCUCUGCCCACUUACGAGGAGGCAGUCUACGGGAGCUGGGGCCAGCGUUUGCCGCCCUGUAGAGGACCCACACAGCUCCUGUUGGCCCAGGAGAAUUCGGGGCAAAACCCGCCCUUACGUCAAGAUUCGUCAGAGCCAAGCAGUCCUCUCCAGCCUUUCGGCCAGAGCACGGAGGCACCGCCACCCCCCUACGAAGAAGUACAGGGCCGGCCCCGAGAGAGCCAGAGAGCAGGGGACAGACGAGCACUACAGAUCGUCCUUUCUGAAGACAAGGACAACUAGACAUGGCGUUUGCUGAUCUGAUGAUUAGCUUCUACUCGUAACUCUACUAGUUGUUACUGCUAUGAUAGUGCACUUCGAGCCUGUUAAGGCUGAACCACUGCAUUCAUUUUGGCUUUGGGUGGUCUUGUACCUGGUAAAACUAGUAGCCUGAAACCAUUGUUCGGAUCGAGAUACUGACAGUCUGCGGAGACUCAAUGCAAGCCACCCAAAUAGGUGUGUAAGUGAUGUCUGUACUGGUUUUGCAGUUUGUUUCCAGCAGAGCGCUGGGAACUUGAACGCUGUUAUCCUGUCAGUGACGGGACCGAGUCGCGAUCAGUGAGAUUGUUGUUUGUGCAAGUGAAAAGAGACAAUGGCUGCUUUAAAAGCAGAUUAUGUCGAGUAAGUGCGUGCCCGUGCAUUGAUUAUGAGGGGAAGCCCGCGUUACGUAUUUGUGCAAAUGAAACCUUGUUUUUGUGCGCUUCGGUUUUCCUCCGAGCCUGUCGCCAGCAAUAAGUAACAUGGUGCCGCAGGCAGUGGAUGGCAGGAAGUUGUCAUGGAGAUGGGACUUGCGGUGAAUCUCUAUCGUUUCCUCCACCCUUCGCUUCCUCCUCCUCAACCAGCCGCCCAUCUACAGCUUUGGCACUAGAGUACGCAACCUGAGGGUGCAGAGAUUGGAAGAACCUGCAUUUCCAUUCAUUGUCUCUCUUGUGGAAAGCUUGUUUCACUCCUUUGCUUUUGUAUUUGCUGCGUAUAAUUAUUGACCGAGCAGCCCAAAAAUACCGGUGUGUAUGUAUCUACUUAAGACAUUGAAUGUGCUUUCCUUUUUUAUUAAUGAAACUAAAGAGCUAAUAUAUUUCUAAUGUAAAAUUUACAUAAUGAAGUUUGUAUACAAAUUGCUAUAAAAUAAACAUAUAAUUAAUUAUACCGGAUAUGUUUCUGCCUGGGUUCACUUGUGUCCUCUCACACUAGAAUGAAACACACCGCAUUGCUUUUUACACAAGAAAGUAAGAUCAAGCCCUUCUUUCUUGCUCAGCGAUGCAUUAGCUUUUAUGUUAACCUCUAACUUGGACUAGUGUGUCAAAUGGUCACCAAGAACCACAGGGACUAAUUUCUAGCGGGAAUACAAUGUAAACAGCCUGGUAACUGAAAGAGCACUUAUGGAUUGUCUAUGAACGCAAUUUCUCGGUACAAGGGGGCGCAAAAGUACAUUUUAAGAGAAUAAAUGUACUAUGGUGAAGUGUGCAGGGUGGCGUGUGUCACGGUGGGUAGCACUGGUGCCUCACGGCUCCUGAGCUGUGGAUUUGGAUGCGGGAUUGAUCGCGUCUCUUUCCGUGUUCUUGUGUUUGCGCCGCUUUCCUCCCACGGUCCAAACGCGUUUGGGGUGAACCGAUGACCUAACUGCCCUCAGCGUGUGUGUGCGUUUGUGAAUGAGUGUGUGCGUCUGAGCGAGUUCCCUAUGACGGACUGGCAGCCUGUCCUGGCUGCCCUCUGCUUCUGGGAUAUGCUCCGAACCACAGCGACAGGACGGACAUUGGACAAAGGUUUUGCGAUAAUGACAGGAGGACUGGAGUGUGCAGGGUUCGGGGCCCGGUGCAGGAUCCCAGCGGUCUGGAUUCAGUCCCAGGAGGCAAGGUGUGGUACAGCCUGGAUGGAAUUCCUAGUUACCGGGGCAACCACAAGCAUACGCUAAGGGCAAUUUAGGUUCAUAGUUAACCUGAAACAUGCCUUGGUGCUAUUGGACGUCCCCAAUACACACUCCACAGAGACAGCCCGAGUCCAGCUCAGAUCCAAACCUUCAGCCAAGGAGCUGUGAGGCACCAGCACUACUUUUCGGGCCACCGGCCACUCGCUGACUGAGUCAAAGGUUAUAAAUGAACCACACUCAUUCAUCCUGUAUUCGCUAAGCUCAUGAACGUUCCUCUGCCUGUGUGUCACUGCCUUGUGUUACAUAUAAACUCUAUCUCUUGCGGACGUGUCCCGAAGCAGCUCAAUAACUCUUUGACGGCAUUCCACCUCAAGAAGUCUGCUGUAGACUGCGAAGGCUCAUCUAGUCACAGACUUCCCAAAAGUCUCCUUCUUAUGCAAAAUCCUCAAGAAUCCUGUUGCCCAGGAGUACUCUUGAGUUCCUGAAAUGAAAAAGAGAAAUAUCAGCCUGGCGUGGUGGGUCUGGGGUUUGAG